Molecule: messenger RNA, 618 nt
Organism: Naumovozyma castellii
Lineage: Eukaryota; Fungi; Ascomycota; Saccharomycetes; Saccharomycetales; Saccharomycetaceae
Exons: 1
Coding region: 1-618 (205 amino acids)
Source: RefSeq, a predicted model, not a curated record
AUGAAAAUAAUGGGAGAAGGUCAGGAUGAUUAUGAAUACCAAACCAUUGAAGAUGAUCCACGUUACCAUGGGUUGAACAAACUUGUUAAGGCUGAAUCAGGUUUGAAUGCAGAUGGAUUUGAACCUGAUGAUGAAGGGAUUAACGAAAUGGAAGAGCUAACCAUACACCCAGAACAUGUCCAUCACAGACAUGGGAUUUUACCUGAAGAUGUUUCUGGUGUUGAUUUAUUACAUUUGGAAAAGGAUAAGGUUGGAAUUCCAGGAUGUGGGAAAGGUUCUUCCCAUCAUGAGAAGAUGCACAUGAGUCAACAUGUUGUGAAUCCAAAUAUGACCGUUGAAUCCAGAAUGAAUGAGAAGACAAUCCCCGAAAAUGCCCAAAAUACAUCAAUGCCUCAAUUUGGCAAGAAUAUUGAAUCUGCCAUUCCAGGAGCUGGUCUCCCUGAUGCUCACCCACACCAUAUUGAUGCUUUCCCAUGUCCAAACACUCAUCAUUACGUGACCGAAACACAGACUGUAACUGAUGAUUCCUCAAUUCCAAGAUCAGAACUUAGAGAACAGAAACAGGAGAUAAAACAGAACGUUUCUAGAGAGAAAGAACAACAUAUUCAAAACAUUUAA